This is a messenger RNA of Triticum dicoccoides, 756 nucleotides long. Its product is annotated as protein MAIN-LIKE 2-like. The record is from RefSeq and is a predicted model, not a curated record. The transcript has 3 exons. The annotation marks the transcript as partial. Lineage: Eukaryota; Viridiplantae; Streptophyta; Magnoliopsida; Poales; Poaceae. Gene Ontology annotation, biological process: meristem maintenance; meristem development.
UGUUUAUUGUUUGAAAUUGUAAGGAUGGUUUGGCUUAUGGACGAUGUCUACGACGUGCAACACCGGUCCUACAUGAUGCGUGAGAAGGAUAAGAAGCUUGAACCUCUGAAGAUUCGGUAUCACGGGGUCUCUGGUCCUGCCAUGCCUUACGACGAGCGGUACACACCGUACAUCAAGCAGGCAGGACUACUCCCGUGGAUUCUGUUGGUCAGCCAGUCCACGCCGAAUCUGAACGCUCCACUGGUGUCCGCUCUUGUUGAUCGAUGGAGGCCGGAGACGCACGGUUUCCAUCUUCGUACUGGGGAGAUGACCGUGACGCUCGAGGAUGUCUUGUUGAUCACCGGUCUUGCUAUCGACGGGAGGCCUCUCUGUAUGAGCACCGAUUCUGAUGGGUGGCGCGAGCAGAUGAUUGCUCUUAUCGGUAUGGCUUGUACCGAGGCUGAGGCUGAUGUAGAGGAGGGAGAAGAGAAGAAGAAGAGGGAAAGGAAAGCAGCCGGAGCUGCUUUCACGUGGAUUCAAAAUAACUUUGCGACGUGCCCUCCGGAUGCCACUGAUGAUGUGAUCCAGACACAUGCUCGUGUGUAUAUGUGGUACGUUGUGUCUAGGACUUUGUUUCCUGACUCCACUGGCAAGAACGCUCCAUGGAUGUGGCUGAAGGCGUUGACCGUCUUCGAUAGCAAAUGGAGCUGUGGUUCAGCGACUCUUGCCUACUUGUACCGGCAGAUAAGGAUCUCUGGCUUAUGCGGUGCCCAUUGA